CAACCUUUCACGCUAACGCUCAUUCAGUCUUCUUUUUUUGUCGAUGGCAUGGUGCUAAGCUGCCACGGCAAGAACAACGAAAUCCAUCGACCAACCCCUUUAAAUUCGAAUAUCUCAGGGGAACUAGUUGACUCGCUUAAGUUUUGGAAGUAUAUGUCGUCUAUUUCGCAUUGAGCGAGCCCGGUAGACUGCCGUUUGGCUUGCUCAUUCUUUCCCAAGGUUAGCUAGCUCGCUGGCUAACGAUAGCCGAUUACCGCUGAACUAGUUGAGGAAAAAAAAAAAAAAAAAUUACUCAGGAGCCCUCUGUCACUCACUACUACGCUUUUGGCUUGUUGGUGUUUCUGAAGAAAAAUAUUCGGAUUCGACGGCAAACAUGGCGGAGGCCGACAAACUGAACAUUGAUUCCAUCAUUCAGCGUCUGCUGGAAGUGAAAGGCUCCAGACCUGGCAAGAACGUCCAGUUGACAGAAAACGAGAUCCGGGGUCUUUGCCUGAAAUCCAGGGAGAUCUUCCUCAGCCAGCCAAUCCUGCUGGAACUGGAGGCGCCUCUUAAGAUUUGUGGGGAUGUUCACGGACAAUACUACGACCUAAUGAGGCUGUUCGAAUACGGGGGCUUCCCGCCGGAGAGCAACUACUUGUUCCUGGGCGACUACGUGGACCGAGGCAAGCAGUCACUGGAGACCAUCUGCCUCUUGCUGGCCUACAAGAUCAAAUACCCAGAGAACUUCUUCCUGCUGAGGGGAAACCACGAGUGUGCCUCCAUAAACAGGAUAUACGGCUUCUACGACGAGUGUAAGAGGCGGUACAACAUAAAGCUGUGGAAGACAUUCACCGACUGUUUCAACUGUUUGCCAGUCGCCGCCAUUGUUGACGAGAAGAUUUUCUGCUGCCACGGAGGGCUGUCUCCGGACCUGCAGUCCAUGGAGCAGGUACGGCGGGUGAUGCGGCCCACCGACGUGCCGGAUCAGGGUUUGCUGUGCGACCUGCUCUGGGCCGACCCCGACAAGGACGUGCUGGGCUGGGGUGAGAACGACCGCGGUGUCUCUUUCACCUUCGGCGCCGACGUGGUCACCAAGUUCCUCCACAAGCACGACAUGGACCUCAUCUGCCGAGCCCAUCAGGUGGUGGAGGACGGGUAUGAGUUUUUCGCCAAGCGGCAGCUGGUGACGCUCUUCUCCGCCCCCAACUAUUGUGGCGAGUUCGAUAACGCCGGCGCCAUGAUGAGCGUGGACGAGACCCUCAUGUGCUCCUUCCAGAUCCUGAAACCUGCCGACAAGAAGCUCUUCUACACCGGCGGAGGCGGCAUGGGGUCGGGCCGCCCUGUCACCCCACCAAGGAAAGCUAAGAAAUGACACCAGUAGGGCGGCCGACCUCCACCUUUGGUCCCCUUCGCUCCUUCCUUUCCUGUCUACCUCUCUUCUCCUUUCUUUCAGUAAACAGCCAGAAAUCCAACCUUUUACCCAGGGCUUUUUUUCCACCCCUUUUUUUUUUAAAUCUGUACUUGUUCAAUGUUUAUGAAUUGUCAAGAGCGAAUGCGCGAGAGGAUUUUCAGAUUUCUACUUUUCCCUUUGUCUCCUGCCACUAUUUACCGCGGCGAUGUCCAAACCAUGGAACGUGCGCGUCGAAAGCAAUUUGACUGAAAAAGCAGGUCGGGAAAUUGUGCGUGCGGGCGAGUAUUUUGUUUCCCCCCCCCGUUUCCGGCGUACUGUAAAAUCUCACGCGUUCAACUCUUCAGAUUCAUAUGAGCCAGAGCUGUAAAAAAGAAAAAAUGAAGAAAAAAAAAAAAAAGCCGGACAGUUUAGGUUUGUACAGAUUUGAUUACUUGAAAGAUUUUUUUGUGAAUUCGUUUUGUAGUCUUUCAUCAAGUUGACCAAUAAAGCGAGAAUCUGAGAUACAGAGUUAAAA
Corythoichthys intestinalis (scribbled pipefish) is the source of this 1904-nucleotide messenger RNA. RefSeq names its product serine/threonine-protein phosphatase alpha-2 isoform-like. The record is from RefSeq and is a predicted model, not a curated record. Gene Ontology annotation, cellular component: nucleus; cytoplasm. The coding region runs from base 374 to 1351 and encodes 325 amino acids. Gene Ontology annotation, molecular function: protein serine/threonine phosphatase activity. Lineage: Eukaryota; Metazoa; Chordata; Actinopteri; Syngnathiformes; Syngnathidae. The transcript is spliced from 7 exons.